Molecule: messenger RNA, 1350 nt
Organism: Eimeria tenella
Lineage: Eukaryota; Apicomplexa; Conoidasida; Eucoccidiorida; Eimeriidae
Product: RNA methyltransferase, putative
Exons: 5
Coding region: 1-1350 (449 amino acids)
Biological process (GO): RNA processing
Molecular function (GO): RNA binding; RNA methyltransferase activity
Source: RefSeq, a predicted model, not a curated record
AUGGCGCUCUGGCUGCAGCAAGCCGCCAAGAAGUUCUCCAAAUUAAAUGCUGCAGUUCUGCAGCAACUCCCGCCUUUUCCCGCGGUCUCAGGUGUACGUACACCUCACCAACUCGAGCUGCAGCAGCAGCAGCAGCGGCAGCACCAGCGGCGACAGCAGCAGCAGCAGAGGAAGUUUGCGACUCGCGCAGCGCCGCACUGGCUGGAAGGCUGCAGCAGAGAUGCGGCCAAAGGCCGAGAAGACGCAAAUGAGAGGGCAGCAGCAGCAGCAGCAGCUGCUGCUGCUGCAGCAGGACCUGCAGCAGCAGCAGCAGCAGCAAAUAGGGAGGCCGCCUUGCAGCCUGGAAGCCACGAAGAUUUAUAUGAGAAGAAAGAAGAAAAAGAAAAGAAAGAAACGGCAGCAGCGCAGCAGCUGUCCAUACACUCCAGACGCCACGCGCUGGUGAAGCAUUUCAUCAAAUUAAAAACAAAGAGAAAAUACAGAGCCUCCUGCGGCCAAAUGGCGGUUUUGGGGGCUGAGACGAUAAUGGAGGUCUUUGGGGGGCCUGGAGGGGAAAGUGGCGGAAAAAAGGGAGAGAAGGAAAUAAGAAAAGGAGAAAAGGAGAUGAAAAAAGGAGAAAAAGAAGAAAAAGAAUUGUUUGAAGAGCUCGGGGAGGCAAAAAGGAAGCCGUUGGUGCCUUUGGUUUUAAUUGAAAAUGAAAAAAGUGAAAAUGCGGAAAGCGCGCGUCGCGGGCUUUCAGGUGUACGUACAGCUGCUGGCGCGCGACUUCGCGCAACCGACGAAAUCAUGAAAGUCCUUUGCGAGAGGAAAUCAGAUCCUUUUUCUUCCAAAACAACAAAUGAAAACAAAAUAAUUCAUAAAUUGCCAUUUAAUUCCGCCAAGUUUCAUCAAAAGUCCCCAAAAAGCUCUCCAAAUUCCUUUUCCGAUGCCGCCGCCAUCUUCGAAAUCCCAAAACCCGCAGACGACUCUAGCCGCAGCAAAGGCCUCCAUUUGCUGCUGCCGUUUGCCCAGGGGCCCCCAGAAGCUCUUUUGGAGUUUUGCAAAAAAAAGAAAUUAAUUUUAAUUGCUGCUGAUCUCCAGGGGCCCCCCUUGGAAGAAUUAAAAGAAAGAAUAUCAGGGGAGGCCUGCGAAGGCAUUUGCUGCGUUUUGGGCGGCGAGUCAAAAGGGCCUUCUUCUUUGCUGAAAGAUAAUUCCCUCAAAUUUGCGCUGCCAAUGGCCCCUUUUGUGGAGUCGCUGAAUGUGGGCGUGGCGGGGGGGCUGGCGCUGUCGCUGUUGCGGCCGCUGGCGUUGGCGAGGAGUUUUGAAAAGUUCCAAAAAAAGUUCCAAGACGCACAAAAAGGGACAUUUUGA